Messenger RNA from Oryzias melastigma (Indian medaka), 1107 nucleotides. Its product is annotated as leukocyte immunoglobulin-like receptor subfamily B member 1. The coding region runs from base 1 to 1107 and encodes 368 amino acids. NCBI's taxonomy places the organism in Eukaryota, Metazoa, Chordata, Actinopteri, Beloniformes, Adrianichthyidae. The transcript is spliced from 5 exons. Gene Ontology annotation, molecular function: transmembrane signaling receptor activity. The record is from RefSeq and is a predicted model, not a curated record. Gene Ontology annotation, biological process: cell surface receptor signaling pathway.
AUGCCCAUGUCAGACAAACCUAAAGCUAAACUGACAGCAGGAACAACAACUGUGUCAGUAGGAGACAGAGUGACACUGAUCUGCUCUGUGGAGAAAUCUGCUGGUUGGAAAUAUGAGUGGUUCAGAAGAACCUCAUAUUUAUCUGAAUACAGACUCAAUGAUGGAGAAAAUGGAGAAAUCAGAGUCUCACAAGGAGGAAUCUACAGAUGUAGAGGAUCUAGAGGAGAACCAGCCUUCUACUCUGAUACAAGUGAUGAAGUCAACAUUUACAUAACAUUUUCCAACAAAGUCAUUGUGACACAGAAACCCAGCUGGUCUCAGAUCUUCAGAGGAGAGACGAUCACUCUGACAUGUGAGGUUCAGGGAGAUGAAGGAGUUCAGUGGAUGUAUGAAUGGAGAACUCCUCAGUCACAGACAUCCUGGAGAAACAAUAAAGACUGGACUAUCACAGCUUCUAUCAGUGGAGAAUACAGCUGUAAGAGCAGAUCCACAUAUUAUUCAUAUCCUUCAACAAACUGGAGUGAAGCUCUAAGUUUAUCUGUUUCAGACAAACCUAAAGCUAAACUGACAGCAGGAACAACAACUGUGUCAGUAGGAGACAGAGUGACACUGAUCUGCUCUGUGGAGAAAUCUGCUGGUUGGAAAUAUGAGUGGUUCAGAAGAACCUCAUAUUUAUCUGAAUACAGACUCAAUGAUGGAGAAAAUGGAGAAAUCAGAGUCUCACAAGGAGGAAUCUACAGAUGUAGAGGAUCUAGAGGAGAACCAGCCUUCUACUCUGAUACAAGUGAUGAAGUCAACAUUUACAUAACAUUUUCCAACAAAGUCAUUGUGACACAGAAACCCAGCUGGUCUCAGAUCUUCAGAGGAGAGACGAUCACUCUGACAUGUGAGGUUCAGGGAGAUGAAGGAGUUCAGUGGAUGUAUGAAUGGAGAACUCCUCAGUCACAGACAUCCUGGAGAAACAAUAAAGACUGGACUAUCACAGCUUCUAUCAGUGGAGAAUACAGCUGUAAGAGCAGAUCCACAUAUUAUUCAUAUCCUUCAACAAACUGGAGUGAAGCUCUAAGUUUAUCUGUUUCAGGUGUGCUGAUGUUUUUAUUAUUUUGA